AUGAAGCACCGUGUCAUCCACCAAUUUAAGAGGGCUCACAUCGCCAGCUGCCCCUCGACAGCUCGGCUCUCAUUUGCAUUGCCUUCAGGCCGACGAUGCUACUCGACACAUCCCCCAAAUGCCAAACUUAACCUCCCCGUCGACUACGGCACGACGCCUCUACUCGCACAUAGCUCCCAAACUGCUCUAAGUCACAAGGAGCUUCCUGAACAUAUCCGCAAUGGCCCAACAAAGAAGAUGAACCUGUUCCAGGCCAUCAACGAUGCGAUGGGAAUUGCUCUUACAGAAGAUGAGUCCGUUGUUGUUUUUGGCGAGGACGUAGCCUUUGGUGGUGUCUUUAGAUGUACCAUGAACCUUGCCGAAACACAUGGCGCCGAGAGAGUGUUCAACACUCCUCUCACAGAGCAAGGGAUUAUGGGUUUCGGUAUUGGUCUUGCUGCGGAAGGCAUGCGACCCAUUGCUGAGAUCCAGUUUGCCGACUAUGUCUACCCAGCAUUUGACCAAUUGGUAAACGAGGCGGCCAAGUUCAGAUAUCGUGAUGGAACUUGCGGCCGAAGUGUUGGUGGAUUGACUGUUCGAAUGCCUUGCGGCGGUGUCGGUCACGGUGGUCUCUACCAUUCACAAUCUCCCGAGAGUUUGUUUACACAUAUCCCUGGACUGAAGGUCAUUAUGCCAAGAUCGCCGGCCCAAGCCAAAGGUCUUCUCUUGGCAGCUAUCCGUAGCAACGAUCCCUGCGUCUUCUUGGAACCCAAGAUCUUGUAUCGCGCAGCUGUUGAGCAAGUACCUACAGGAUCAUACGAACUCCCACUAUCCAAGGCUGAAGUCUUGAAGGAAGGCAAAGAUGUCACCAUUGUAUCUUAUGGUCAACCUCUUUACCUCUGCCAUAAUGCCAUUAAGCAAGCAGAACAGGACUUGGGCAUCUCCGUUGAGUUGAUUGACCUGAGGACUUUGUACCCUUGGGAUAAGAAGACUGUUCUCGAGAGUGUUCGAAAGACAGGGCGAGCUAUGGUUGUCCACGAGGCCAUGGUUAACGCAGGUAUCGGUGCUGAGGUUGCUGCGGUUAUUCAAGAGGAUCACGAUACUUUCUUGAGAUUGGAGGCUCCGGUUGCUCGGGUUGCUGGUUGGAGUAUUCACCAGCCUCUUCUUUAUGAGAGAUUCAACCUACCUGACGUUGCAAGAAUUUACGACAACAUCAAGAGGCUACUGGAUUAUUGA
Messenger RNA from Fusarium pseudograminearum CS3096, 1215 nucleotides. RefSeq lists its product as uncharacterized. NCBI's taxonomy places the organism in Eukaryota, Fungi, Ascomycota, Sordariomycetes, Hypocreales, Nectriaceae. Gene Ontology annotation, biological process: response to nutrient; branched-chain amino acid catabolic process. The coding region runs from base 1 to 1215 and encodes 404 amino acids. Gene Ontology annotation, molecular function: catalytic activity. The record is from RefSeq and is a predicted model, not a curated record. The transcript is spliced from 2 exons.